This is a messenger RNA of Bursaphelenchus xylophilus (pine wood nematode), 702 nucleotides long. The record is from the annotation of a GenBank genome assembly. NCBI's taxonomy places the organism in Eukaryota, Metazoa, Nematoda, Chromadorea, Rhabditida, Aphelenchoididae.
AUGCCCACAGCGCCCGAACGAGUAAUAAUGGACUUCGAACUGGCAUCCAAACAGGCAAUACAUGAUGUAUAUGGUAGCCAGGUCCAGGCACAUGGUUGCCAUUUCCAUUACACCCAGUGUUUGAGGAGAAAAAUCGACGAAUAUGCCAAGCGGGACUUCCGAGAUAACGAAGUCUUCGCCUUGUUCAUCCGACACCUGAUGGCCCUCCCAUUCGCAAAGCCUCAGCAUGUGGAACAUUAUUUUGAACAACUGAUGAUCAAAUACCGUGGUCUGCUUGGCACUGACACACCGAGAUUGCUGGUUCCGAUAAAAGAGUACAUGGAAAGAACAUGGAUUGGACUUCCAGGCCUACUUCCAGGAGAUGAUAGGCAAGUUCCAUUGUUUGAAAUUCCAUUUUGGAAUUGUUACGAAUACACUAUGAUAGAUUUGCCUAGGACCAACAACAAUGUAGAGGCCUGGCACCGUGCCAUUCAACAAGCAGUUCGCCAGAAACAUCCGACAAUAGAAAGCCUCAUCAAGGUUCUGAAGCAGGAAGAAGCGAUCGCCAAUCUGGACAUUGCCCAUUCGUUAGCUGGAGACGUGCCACCAUUCAUAAGACGGCAGAAGUAUUUCACGCUCAAUGAACGUUUCAAGAAAGUGUUGACCGUCUACAACCCCGAUCCAUUGCUUUUCCUUGGUGGAAUCGUUCAGAACAUUCGCUAG